AUGAUCGCCUUCAGUCCUACAACGGCGCGGCCGGUAUCUGUUACGCCUGUUCCGUACAGUGCCAUGGUGAACAUAAGUGUCGUGCACUCCGAGGAACCCGACAGAGGCAACAAGUACAAUCAGAACUUUCGCAAUCGCUUUUGUGGGUGUGCGUUGGAUUAUGACCCGUUCCAGCAAAGGGGUACUAUGUUCCAGUGCCUGGGACUUGGCACGCAUGAUACUGGCGGCUGCGGUGAAGAUUGGUGGCAUCCUGGUUGCAUCGUUGGUCUAGGGCUGAAGGAAUCAGAAACGUACCAGGAGCGUGGGCCUGAGGUUUCUAAGGUUACGCACAAAGACGAAGAAGCACCUGCACGUGGAGUAACUGAUUGUCUGCCAACCAUCUCAGAGACUGUCGAGUACGACGAACAUGUAACUGAAGCGGUUCACAGUUCUGGAGGCGCUAGAGCUGUUGAGGGUGAUGGAUGUGGCGAUCGCGAAGAAGAGGGCGAAGACGAUCCACCCAUGCCGCCUGGGUUUCCGAACGAGGAUGCUUUCGAAGGUUUUAUCUGCUACAAAUGCGUCGACGCAUAUCCUUGGAUCAGACAGUACGCUGGAUCGCCCGGCUUCUUACCAGCUGUACUAUACCGAACCGAGCAAGACGUCUCGCCAGCACAAGCUCCAGGCCCAUCUACGGAGGGCCUGGUGAAGCGUAAAGCCGACGACGAUACUGAGACAGGUGCCAAGAGGUUUCGGACUGACGAUAAAGCGGUCGCCGAUGAAGACGCGUCGACCAACAUUGAAAAAGACGAGACUGUAUCAACUAUGGAGCCAACUGUUCUGGCACCUGUUGUCCCAACUUGCAAGAAAGCAACCCUUCCACCUCCACCCAGUGGUCGAUUCUCGUUGUUUUUCACAGAAGAUUUUCGCGAUCAUUUAUGUCGUUGCGCCAACUGCUUUCCUCUGUUAACUGCCCAUCCCCAGCUGCUUGAGCAGGAGGAAACGUAUGAGCCGCCAGUUUCUGACGACGGUGGUAGCAACGCGGAGGGUGUCGGCCCUGGAAGUGGGUCGCACGGAAGCGGUAGUCUCUACGAGCGCGGCGAAAGCGCGCUACGCAACGUUGACCGGGUGCGGGCAAUUGAGGGUGUGAUGGCAUAUAAUCAUCUCAAGGACAAGCUGAAGCCUUUCUUUCAACAAUUUGCUGAGAGCGGACAGGCAAUCUCAGCGGAAGAUAUCAAGUCCUACUUUGCAAAGCUGCGAGGUGACGAGCAGGCAAUCCAGGAAGCUGGUGAAGGCGCUAGAUCCGAUGACAAUUGGAGAGAACAGAGUGGAUAUUAG
This is a messenger RNA of Sporothrix schenckii 1099-18, 1314 nucleotides long. RefSeq names its product E3 ubiquitin-protein ligase UBR7. Bases 1 to 1314 code for a protein of 437 amino acids. Gene Ontology annotation, cellular component: cytoplasm. The record is from RefSeq and is a predicted model, not a curated record. Lineage: Eukaryota; Fungi; Ascomycota; Sordariomycetes; Ophiostomatales; Ophiostomataceae. The transcript has 2 exons. Gene Ontology annotation, molecular function: zinc ion binding; ubiquitin protein ligase activity.